ACUAACAUUCAGUAUGAUGACAAAAUCACGUUUUACAUUUCACAUUUGCAUGAAGUUGCAAAAAUUGGAAGCUUAUGAUAACUUUACUUGUAUAGCAGCCUGAAGAAGAGAAUUCACAAAGUGCUCAGUUAAAACAUGCAACACAGACAGUCAAGCAAGAUAUAGGACACAAAUCAGAACAGUCAAUUAAAAUAAAUAGUAAAAAGGAUCAUAAAUUACAUGAAUAAUUAGCUAGAUUAGCACUUUUAUAUCAAACAAGGGAACUAGGCAGUUUGAAAAUUAAAGAAUAAGAUUGAGAGUUAAUGUUACAAAUAAAAAAUCUAAAGAAGAAAAUUAGAGAAUUAGAGAGAUGACAUCACACCAAAGAACCAGGCAGCUAAAAUUAAAAUAAAACGAGAGCAAAUCUAAAAUAAACAGGACAUAAUACAGAAUAAAACACUGAAAUUAAAUAGAGCUAAAAGCAAACUUCAUAUAAAAAUGUGUUUUCAGAAGUGAUUUAAGAGAAGUUACUGACUGCAAGCUUUAUUCUUCUUCAAGUUGAUUUUCCCUAAAAUUAACUUUCAGUGAUUCUCAGGAAUCUAAACUCGUGACUCUGAUGUUACUUCAUUUGGAUGAAGUGAAUUAAAUGCUUCUUACCAAGUUGGUUCAACACUUCUCGUUUUUCGUUACAGAUGUUUGGAUGUUUUUUUUUGCACGGCAUUUGAUUUAUUUAGAGCAGCUUUUUUUUAUUUAGCUGCUGACAUCCAUCAGGUUUUAACUCGUCUGGAAACAGGUUUUGCUCAUUUUAAGCAAAAUCAAUCGACAUACAGUAAAGCCAAUGAAUCAGUGUUGAUUUAUUUGGCAGAAAUCUGUGCAUUUUCUUGUUAUUUCUAAUCAUUUGGGAAGCAAAAAUAUUUGUUAAACUUUAAGUCAUUUAUUUGGGAUUUUUUGCCUUUUUUAUAGUUUGAAAGCAGAGAGAAGAGAAGAGUAGGGGAAGGACCUGCAGCACAUGACGAUGGGUCAGACUCAAUCCCAUGACCGCUGCAUCAGGACUAUAGACCUUGUUUAAAGUUUUUUUAUGGGUCGCCCACUCAACCAGUUGAGCUAUAAGGACACCUGAAUGUUUGUUAAACUUGAGUAAAUUAUUCCCUGAAUAACAAAACCGGUUUUAUUCUGAAUUCUUAUCAUUCUAAUGUUGGUGAUUUUCCUUCAAUGCAGAGAAAACCCUUUUGGAAGAUGCCAGAGAUUCCUCCCUGUAGGAAAAUCCCUGCUCUGACUGGUUCUGUGGAGAACUUUCGGGGUUAAACGGGGCAUCAGGGCACUGGACGUCCUUCCUGCUCAGCCGCCAACAAACUGGAGCAGCAAUGAAAGGAAGCAGUCAUGAGAGGAUGAAAAGAUAGAUGGGUGGAGGUCAGGAGGAGAGAGGAUGAGGUCUCCCAAAGAGACCACUGGGAGGGAGGAGGCUGAUCAGAUGCAGGCUGAAGGACUUGAAAGAGGAGGAGGCUGGAGGGAAACUCCCUGCUGGUUAUGAACAACGGCUGAGGCUUGGAGCAGCAGAGCAGCUCCAACUGAGCUGAAGGACAAAACUCUGCCGAGCUGCAAUCAGGAAACUGUUUCCGUUUUUAUAAAUUGGAUUAAGACAUCUGGAGCCCUGGAGACGUGUGGGCGGCUGAGCGGAUGAAUGAGAGCUGCAGGAUGACGGAAUAAAAGCUUCCAGCCGAGGAUCCUCCCGAGGUUUGACUCUGCAGGUGUGAACAACUUUAUUUCUUCGUGCCGUGAAGGAAAACUGAGAGAAACCUGAUGACACAGCGCUCAGAGUUCUCUCCUGCAGCACCUGCUCAUCACUGAAAUUGGUUUCCAUCCUGCAGCUUCAAAGCCGGCAGCAAUCAUCCACAGUGUUUGUCUAUAUUCAAAACAGAGCAGAAAAACAGCUUGUAAUUAUGCUCUCACUCUCAUUAUCUCUGUUUCUGCUGCUGCACCACUGAGAGGUGAAGCCAGAGUGGAUGAGAGGAGGCUUUUCUUCUUCCUCCAGAUUAGAGAAGGUGGAGAGGAAGGCGAGGAGGGAGGGAGAGAUAAACAGAGGCAGUUUAAGGCGGUAAACACAGCGAGACUCUAAACACAUCAGCCAUAAAUCAGCUGUAUUUGUCUGAAACAGUCAAACUGGAGCAAGGAGGCGACGCUGUGCUGGUCAGACUGGGAGCAGUGGAGGAGUGAUCACCCACAGCAGAUUAUUUGUGACUUAAAAACUUUGAUUUUGCAGCAGAGCAGAGGACUCAUGGCCUGCUGCGGUGUGUCCUGCCUGUGCAGUAAGAUGAACCAGCAGCAGGGCAGGUCUUCGUCCGGCCUCCCCCCCAGGACGCUGCUGCUUCUGCCCCUGCUGCUGCUGCUCUACCUGCCCCUGUGGAGCCAGCAGGCCGAGGCCGUGGUCCACUCCAGCUUCAGGAGGCUGAGCGGACGCGAGAAGAAGGAGAUGCAGAAGGAGAUCCUGAGCAUCCUGGGCCUGCCGGGGCGCCCCAGACCCCACCCGCCUCUGAGGCCGCCCUCCUCGGCGCCCCUCUUCAUGCUGGACCUUUACCACGCCAUGUCGGUGGACGGCGAGGACGACGGCAACGAGAUUAUUGUGAACGGACCCGGCGUGGGGAAGUUCCCGGGGACGACUCAGGUGAACCACGCCGCCCUGCCGACCCUCAGCACCCACACACCGCCGCUGGGGACGGUGGUGAGCGAGGCCGACACCGUGAUGAGCUUCGUCAACCUCGUGGAGCAGGAGCGUGACCUGCUGCAGCCUCGUCCUUACUGGAAGGAGUUUCGCUUCGACCUGACUCCUCUUCCUCAGGGAGAAACCGUCACAGCGGCAGAGUUUCGUAUCUAUAAGACUCUGACGAUGGGCCAGAGGGCGAACAGAACGCUGCACAUCUCCGUCUACGAGAUCCAACGAGAAAACAGACACAGAGAACCAGAGCUGGUGCUGCUGGACAUGCAGUCGGUUCCUGCAGGUCAGGAGGGCUGGUUGGCCUUCGACGUCACCGCGGCCUCCAACCACUGGCUGCUCCACCCUCGAAGCAACCUGGGAAUAAGACUGUAUGUGGAGACCGAGGAAGACCGCUCCCUGUCCGCCGGCUGGAUCGGGUUGGUGGGUCGUCGGGGUCCUCGCUCCAAGCAGCCCUUCAUGGUGACCUUCUUCAGGGAGAGUCAAGUUCCCUGUCGGCCGCCGCGAGCUGUCAAGCCUCAUCCUCGCAAGAAGAAACUCAAAUACGACCUCCCGGUGCCCAGCAUCCACAAUCGGAGUCCUGCUAACAACGGAGGUCAACCCUGUAAAAAACAUGAACUCUACGUCAGCUUCAGUGAUCUCGGCUGGAAGGACUGGGUUUUGGCUCCGACCGGAUACUCGGCGUACUACUGUGAUGGAGAAUGUUUUUAUCCUCUGGGAUCCUGCAUGAACGCCACCAACCACGCCCUCAUCCAGCAGGUGGUUCACCUCCUGAAGCCGGACGAGGUUCCCAAAGCGUGCUGCGCCCCGACGAAGCUCAGCCCCAUCUCAGUCCUGUUCUACGACGACAACAACAACGUUAUCCUGAAGAAGCAUCGCAACAUGGUGGUGAAGACCUGCGGCUGUCUAUGAGGCUGAUUCAACAUCUGGACUCCCAGAGAAGAGGUUGAGUUUCUCUGCAGUGGGGUUGUAUGAGGUAAACAAGAAGCUCAGCUGUGUGCUGCUGAGAACACAAACAGUCAACAUUAGUUAAGUGUUUGGUUUACUUAGAAUAUUCUCACCACUUUACCGUACUGUCAGACAGGUGUUUCUUCUGGUGUGACAUUUUCUCAUCUAUUGAACUUCUUUAUUCCUGCACAGUUCCAGCUGUGCAACACAGGAAGAAAUACAGAAGUUCAGAGAAAGUAAUUUUAAAAGAAACGAGCUGUCCGACAGCAAGGAGAGUGGUGAGAAAAUUCUAAAUAUAGUCCACACUUCCUCAUACAACCCACCUAAAAGAAAACGUUCACCGAUUCUAACUCUGCAUCUAAAUUCAAAUGUUUUCAAACAGAAUUUGUCUCACCAGCAUCAAACCACACAGACUUCAUUUUACUACAGGUUCAGUCUGUAACGACAGAAAGGCAAAUGAUAUUGGAUGGUUUCAGGAACCAUUAGUGAUGCCUGAUCUGUUGUAAGGAGGAGAUUAACUCACAGCACUACUGUUGUUACGCAAAAAUGUAUAUGAAGAGAUUAUUAAAAUGUAUUCAAUUAAUAAAAACGUGUCUCAUCUUUUUUAUGGCUCGGACUGUAAAUAAUCAAAUGUCAUUUUAAGGCCAAGAUAUACUCAACUGUAAACAGUUAUGACACUAUUUUCCAGUUAGCUUGGAGUCAAAGCUCUGAAUGUACACAGUAGAUCAGAUUUUGUGUCAUCCAUGCAUGUCGGGUGCUGUGGCUGCCAGACAGACUUGUGCAGAAUGAAGUUUACAUCCUUGCAGAUCUAAACACUAGCCUUACAUGUGCCAGGUCAGAGUUACACUUUCUGCAUCUGCAAGGAUCCAUGCAACAUAAAUUUUGACUUCACUACAAAAUGUGCAGCCUUUGGUCGCUGCAGACUCGUGCAGAUGAUAAACUCUACAUCACAUGGACAUUUGUAGAUGAACACUGGUCUCACUGACACCUGUACAGUUACUGUUUCAGCUUCCACACACAUCUGUGGAUGUACAUUUCAUAAUCUGUACAAAUCUGACUGGCAACAAAUGCAGUAAAGCACAUGUGCAAAGAAAAAUGUACAUUACUUUCUACUGUACAGCUACACUACUGUUUGGAGUCACUUAGAAAGGUCCUCAUUUUUUAAAGAAAAGCAUUUUUUUCUUUAUGAAGAUCACAUUAAAUGAAUCAGAAAUACAGUCUAGACAUUGUAAAUGUAUUAAAUGACUAUUCUAGCUGGGAACAGCUGAUUUUUAAUGGAAUAUCUCCAUAGGGGUACAGAGGAACAUUUCCAGCAACCAUCACUCCUGUGUUCUAAUGCUACAUUGUGUUAGCUAAUGGUACUGAAAGGCUCAUUGAUGAAUAGAAAACUUUUGUGCAGUUAUGUUAGCACAUGGAUAAAAGUGUGAGUUUUCAUAGAAAAUAUGAGAUUGUCUGGAUGACACCAAACUUUUGAACAGUUGUGUAUGUAACGGAUGUCCUCCAAGCAGACUAGAAAGUAGAACAGCAACAACAAAUGUGUUUGCAAUGGAGUAUAGUCACAGCAAGAUGUAUAAAAUUUGGAACUUGCCUUCCUCAUGAGCAGCUAAAAUGAAGUUUAACAGAAGAAAACUACUGACUUCUUCUUUUCCUUUUUCUAAACAGACAUUUAAAAGAAGGUUAAGUAGCUGUUUUGGCUGACUUUCUGAUGCUAAAGUGAUAAACUAUUUCAGCUGCAACACUAAAAAUAAAGAGUUACACCUUAAGGAACAGUUUGGUUCCUAUGAAGUGAGGUUUGUAUGAGGAACUUAUCCACAGUCAGUUUAUCACUUCCAGUAGAUGAGGAUCAUACUCUCAGCAGACAGGAGGACCAGCUGUGGACCGUUUCAGCAGCAAUAUUUUAGCCCUUAAAAAGAAGAAUCAACAUCUGUUUAGAGUAUUUUCACUGCUUUACCUUGAGUCUCUUUUCCACUGAAGAACACAAACUGUUUCAUCUCUUUCUUUAGACUCCAUUUGUGGGAUCUGUUGGCUUUAAAGAAAGAGAUACAACAGCUUGAGUCACAACAAACUAAAAGCAUCAAGUAAAAAUGAGUUCUACUGAUUUUAACUUCAUCUUUUACAAAUAAACACCAUACCUGCAUGACCCCCGUGUUUCAUCACCUCGUCAAAUUCAACAAAGUCAGCCAAGAAGACGAAUCACAUUAAAUACAUUGUUCAAUUUAUUGAAAAGGGUAAAAAAAAAAAAUAGUACAGUGAAAGCAAAUCAGCUUAGUUUUU
This is a messenger RNA of Acanthochromis polyacanthus (spiny chromis), 5911 nucleotides long. It is a transcript of the gene bmp8a, whose product is annotated as bone morphogenetic protein 8a. Gene Ontology annotation, biological process: SMAD protein signal transduction. The transcript is spliced from 7 exons. The record is from RefSeq and is a predicted model, not a curated record. Gene Ontology annotation, cellular component: extracellular region. Gene Ontology annotation, molecular function: growth factor activity; cytokine activity. NCBI's taxonomy places the organism in Eukaryota, Metazoa, Chordata, Actinopteri, Pomacentridae. Bases 2255 to 3601 code for a protein of 448 amino acids.